CCGCACUUCGCACUUCACAACGCACUUCACAGCAACAUCAAGGCAAUGAGUAUACUACUCGCUAGUCUGCUAGCUGAAUGUUUUGUCCUAAUCGAAUAGACUGAAUUGGGUUUUGCUCGCACAUGUCCGAGAAACUCUGCCAAAGCAGCCCCUUCAUUAGACUUCUAGAACGAAAUGACGGAUCCACGACGAUCCCCUAUCCCCCAUGCUACCCAAGAGACACCAUCCCUGUUCGCGUUCGAUUUGGGAUGAACACGCAGGGGUCUGCAGCACGAUGAUGCCAGUAAUAAGCUUCGGGAGCUACUAUUGUUGUUCUGUGCCCAGCUAGGCCCGCACUUUGCUAUACGAAUAUGUCUCGGGGUAUACGUUUGGGAUAUAAGAGUUUCCCAUCCCAUUGUCGACACGAAAAUGUUCUAGUCUGGCACUUCAAGGACUGAGCAAGUAACGGAUUCGUCAGACUCGACAAACAUGACUAUGACAAAGACGCUACUCUGUGCCGUGGGCCUCGCUGCCAACCUUGCCAGCGUUGCCGCCGCAGAUCUCGACAACUUCAUUUCCAGUCAAAGAACCAUCGCGCUUAAUGGCGUCCUGAGCAACAUUGGACCUGAUGGUGCUUCGGUUGCAGGCGCCAGUGCCGGCAUCGUCGUCGCCAGCCCGUCCAAAGCCGAACCGGACUACUUUUUCACGUGGACUCGUGAUGCCGCCCUGACCAUGAAGAUGAUUGUCGACGAGUUCAUCCUCGGACACGACGAGCUCCAGGUCCACAUCGAGGACUACUACAGGUCCCAGGCCGUUCUGCAGACAGUCGGCAACCCCUCCGGAUCGUUCCUCCCGUCCGGCCGCGGCCUCGGCGAGGCAAAGUACCUGGUCGACGGCUCGCGCUUCAACGGCGAAUGGGGUCGCCCACAAAGAGACGGCCCGGCGUUGAGAGCCAUCACGCUCAUCACGUACUCCCGCUGGCUCGUCGACAACGGACAACAGGCCAAAGCCAAGGAUAUCGUCUGGCCCAUCAUCUCGAAUGAUCUAUCCUACACCGGCCAGUACUGGAACUCAACCGGCUUCGACCUGUGGGAGGAGGUCAGCGGCUCCAGCUUCUUCACCACCCAGAACCAGUACCGCGCCCUUGUCGAAGGCGCCGCCCUGGCCGAGACCCUAGGCGCGACCUGUACGGGAUGUGAGCUGGCCCCGGACGUCCUGUGCUUUCUCCAGACGUACUGGGACGCUGCGGACGGGUACUACGUCGCCAAUGUCAACACGCAGACGCAGCGCUCCGGCAAGGACGCCAACGUCAUGCUCGGCUCGAUUGCCGUCUUUGACGUGGCCGCGAGCUGCGAGGACCCGUCCAUUCAGCCGUGCCACAGCAAGGCCCUGAGCAACUUUAAGGUCUGGGUCGAUUCCUUCCGCAAUGGCACUCUUUACCCCGUCAACGAGGGGAUCGCGGAGGGCACGGGUGUUGCUCUCGGUCGGUAUAUUGAGGACACUUACUAUAACGGCAAUCCUUGGUACCUCAUCACCCUCGGUGCCGCCGAGUUCCUCUACGACGCAGUAGCGCAAUGGAACGCCCACGGCCAGAUCAAGGUCGACGCGACCUCCCUCCCCUUCUUCAAGGAACUCUACCCGACCGCCAAGGAGUCGACCUACCAAAAGAACAGCAACUCCACCAUGGACUACGCCGGCAUCAUCAAGGCCGUCAACGCCUACGCCGACUCCUUUGUCGAGGUCGCGCAAAAGUACACCCCCGCCGACGGCGCCCUCGCCGAGCAAUUCAACAAGACCACCGGCGUCCCGACCUCGGCCCGCGACCUCACCUGGUCCUACGCCGCCUUCAUCACCAUGGCCGAGCGCCGCGCCGGCCAGUACCCGCCCAGCUGGGUGCCCGCCGCCGCUUCGUCCGAGAUCCCAUCCACCUGCGCCGCCUCGACCACGACCGGCGUCUACGUCCCCGCCAUCGCCGCGGGCGCGCCCAACGUGACGGGCUCCUGCACCGUGCCCGUCACAUUCCUCGUCAACGCGACGACGUACUACGGCGAAGGUGUCUCUCUCCUCGGCAACAUUGCCGAGCUCGGCGCGUGGAACGUCGACAACGGACAGCCCAUGUCGGCGUCCGGGUAUACCGCCGAGCGCCCGCUCUGGAGCGUCGACGUCGAGCUUCCUGCAGGGUCCAACGUCAGCUACGUCUACGUGCGGCGCCAGAGCUGCGGCUUCCUCUAUGAGGAGAGGAACCGCACGCUCACGGUGCCGACGUGCAACUCUACGCAAAAGGUGGUCGCGGACGAUGUGUGGGUUGGGAAGACGAAUGGCUGCUAAAGAAUA
Molecule: messenger RNA, 2313 nt
Organism: Colletotrichum godetiae
Lineage: Eukaryota; Fungi; Ascomycota; Sordariomycetes; Glomerellales; Glomerellaceae
Product: family 15 glycosyl hydrolase
Exons: 4
Coding region: 469-2307 (612 amino acids)
Biological process (GO): polysaccharide catabolic process
Cellular component (GO): fungal-type vacuole
Molecular function (GO): glucan 1,4-alpha-glucosidase activity; starch binding
Source: RefSeq, a predicted model, not a curated record